UAGUGUGCGUCUACCGCCGUCUGUCAUCUUGUUUGGAACAUGUUUGGGAAAAAAUACUUAUACAUUACUUGUUGUGGCCUUUAAAAAAAAAAAAAAAAAAGUGAAACGUGAGGAAGUUUGGUAGAAUUACACCAAGGGAGUUCUAUGGAUAGGUGUGUGAAACAUGAAUGGAUAGAAGAAUGCGGUGAUAAAAUAACAACAGUAACAAAGAAAGGGCAAUCACGUACGACCUCCAAAGAUGCUCAAAGUACGAGUGAAGCAUUUCUUGUUUGCUUGCGUUCUUUCUUUCGGUAUUAUCGUUCUCCUUGGCCUCUACGAUGCUUCUGGCAGCAUGGAAUAUGGAAAGAGUGGAAAGGACGAUGAGGAUAACGGCACAUUGAGUGAUGAUAAGUACAUUAAUUCUCUCCUAAAAGGGUACCAGAAUAACCAUGCCGAUACGCCAAAGGAUGAACGGAAACGGACAAGUGACUUGGCCUCAAAGACUGCUAAAGUUAUCAAAGCUUAUACGGAAGAAAAGGAGACGAGGGUUGAGGGCGAAAGCAACAUAUCACAUGCCAACACUAACUCGGGGCAGAUCAGAGCGUCCUUAGCACAGUCAGGUGUUCCAGGUGCCUCUUUAACAGGGUCCGAAACCUCCGAAGGAAAAGCAGAGGACACCGCACAGGACGCAGUACUAACAGGGGCUUAUCCAUCGGGGCAAGGAAGCAAGGACGCGGUGGGACUGCCUCGGGAUGGACUGAUGGAGGCCCCGAAGGACCUGCCGCUGCCAGUGAGCCCGUCAGUGAACGAGACGAGCCGCGAUUUGCUAGAGAAAGUGUCUCCUUUGGUGAAGCUGCCCAGCGACGAACAUUGGCCCGCUGUUCUCCAACCGUCUGCAGGGGCCAUCUAUGACUCCAUUAACUUUUCAAGAUAUCAACCCGAGGACAGAGAGUACCUCCAGGCCCGAUUAGACGUGUAUAGGGAGCGAGCACAGGUAGUGGGUGAGAUGUGUCGAUCCAAGCCUGAGCUUAUGGUUCCCACGAAUAUUAACAUAUUCACUUGGGAUUUACGCCAUGAUCCUAACCUCGUGUGGUGCGAAAUAUCUAAAGUGGCUUCGACCAGCUGGAUGGUGAACUUCCUCCGGCUCGCUCACUAUCGAGAGAACGACGAAAGCUUGAAACACUUGCCACAGGAGGCACAAGACGCCAUUCGAUUCGAGGUUCAUCCCAAGAAUGACAGCCUACACCUCCGGGUCUUCAGGAUGUACCCUGCUCCCAACACCACGCAGGAGAGGGCCCGAGUGUUUGCCAAUGCCCUGCGCUUUAUUAUCGUCCGCCAUCCGUUUACCAGGUUGCUCUCGGCUUACCUCGACAAGAUGACAACUCUGACCCCGAGACCUCCCACGUUCAACUUCAGGCAACUUCAGCUCGACAUUAUCCAGCGGUACCGCGUAAAAGAAACAGCUGACGCCUCUCCAUUCCCAACCUUUGCGGAAUUCGUGCAAUUCGUGAUUGAUUCAACGGCCUCGCUAAAGACGCUUCGGGACUGGAGAACGGUGGUGUGCUGGACCCCGUACUGGGCGCGGUGUGGCGUCUGCGCGCACGACUUCCAGCUGAUCAUGAAGAUUGAGACACUGGACGAGGACGAGCGGUUCCUGGUGACCUUGGCUGACCUCGCGGAGCUCAAGAAGGUCAGAGAGUGGCGCCACUCAGGCGGAAAUAAAAGCAGCACCGCCAAGAAAUACUUCAAACAGCUAAGCACCCAGCAGAUGCUUCAGCUAUACGAGCGGUACCAGUUAGACUUCCAGAUGUUCGGGUAUUCGAUUCACCAGUACUUGCCUCUCGCUCGGGAUGCUGUUCCUGAGAGAUGACGAAAGAGUGGUUUAUAGAUACAGGUGUAUUUCUCUCUGCUUCUGUCUCAGUUUGUCUGUUUCUUUCU
Penaeus chinensis is the source of this 1917-nucleotide messenger RNA. Its product is annotated as carbohydrate sulfotransferase 11-like. Gene Ontology annotation, cellular component: membrane. NCBI's taxonomy places the organism in Eukaryota, Metazoa, Arthropoda, Malacostraca, Decapoda, Penaeidae. Gene Ontology annotation, molecular function: sulfotransferase activity. Gene Ontology annotation, biological process: carbohydrate biosynthetic process. Bases 239 to 1849 code for a protein of 536 amino acids. The record is from RefSeq and is a predicted model, not a curated record. The transcript is spliced from 8 exons.